Molecule: messenger RNA, 1947 nt
Organism: Boleophthalmus pectinirostris (great blue-spotted mudskipper)
Lineage: Eukaryota; Metazoa; Chordata; Actinopteri; Gobiiformes; Gobiidae
Gene: pdk1
Product: pyruvate dehydrogenase kinase, isozyme 1
Exons: 12
Coding region: 234-1457 (407 amino acids)
Biological process (GO): regulation of glucose metabolic process; protein phosphorylation
Cellular component (GO): mitochondrion
Molecular function (GO): pyruvate dehydrogenase (acetyl-transferring) kinase activity
Source: RefSeq, a predicted model, not a curated record
AAUGACGACAAAGCGUACGAAGUAUUUUUUUUUUAUCAAGAGAGUUGUAUCCUGGUGUCCUGGAGUCGUCCCGGUGGUUCUUUGGGAAUAACUAUAGAAAUAUCCCGCCUUUCUGCUUUAAUGGACAGCUACUUCAACAAUGCGCUUCGUAGUUACAAAAAGAAGUAAACGGGAUUGAAUAAAGCCAUCGGGUACCAUCGUUAAAGUUGGUCACAGUCUUAAGAGCAAACAGCAUGAGGAUCCUUAGGUUUCUGAGGAGUAGUGUGGCCAUAACAAAAGAUAUAGACUUUUAUUCCAGAUUCUCACCUUCUCCUUUGUCAAUGAAGCAGUUUCUGGACUUUGGGUCAGAAAAUGCUUGUGAGAAAACCUCCUUCGCCUUCCUCAGACAGGAGCUGCCAGUGAGGUUGGCCAACAUAAUGAAAGAAAUCAAUCUGCUUCCUGAUCACCUACUCCGCACUCCCUCAGUUCGACUGGUCCAGAGCUGGUAUAUGCAGAGUUUUCAGGACAUUCUUGAGUUCAAAGAAAGAAAUGCAGAUGAUGAAAAAACCAUCUAUGAUUUUACAGACGCUGUUAUAAAGAUUCGAAAUCGACACAAUGACGUCAUUCCCACCAUGGCUCAGGGAGUGGUGGAGUACAAGGACACCUAUGGAAUGGACCCAGUAGUGAGCCAAAACGUUCAAUAUUUCCUUGAUCGUUUCUAUAUGAGUAGAAUAUCCAUCAGAAUGCUCCUAAACCAACACACACUCCUCUUUGGUGGCAAGGUGAAGGUGAAUCCAGCCCAUCCUAAACAGAUUGGAGGUAUUGACCCACACUGCCGCGUCAGUGAGGUCAUCAGGGAUGCCUUUGAAAAUGCAAGAAAUCUCUGUGACCGCUACUACAUGAACUCUCCUGACCUCAUACUAGAGGAAUUUAACGCAAAAGAAAAAGAUAAACCUAUUACAGUGGUUUAUGUUCCCUCCCAUUUGUACCACAUGGUCUUUGAACUUUUCAAGAAUGCCAUGCGCGCCACCAUGGAGUUAUAUGGGGAUUCUAUGGAGUAUCCCCCAAUCCAGGCGCAUGUUGCUCUGGGCACAGAAGACCUGACAGUAAAGGUCAGCGAUCGUGGUGGAGGUGUCCCACUGAGAAAGAUUGACAGACUCUUCACCUACACUUAUUCCACUGCGCCCAAACCUGACAUAGAGCGCUCUCACGCCGCCCCUCUGGCUGGUUAUGGCUAUGGUCUGCCCAUUUCUCGUCUUUAUGCCCGGUACUUCCAAGGAGACCUGAAGCUGUACUCUUUGGAGGGAUUUGGGACAGAUGCAAUAAUCUACAUACGGGCAUUGUCCACAGAGUCAAUAGAGAGACUUCCAGUGUACAACAAGUCUGCCUGGAAACACUACAAAACCAUCCACGAAGCUGACGACUGGUGUGUCCCCAGCAAAGAGCCCAAGGACAUGACCACCUACCGGAGUUUCUAAGACCAAUCCAGAGUGUUGAGUGAAAAAUGGGUUAGUUUAGGACCAGGCUGCUGUGAGGCUGAUCAUGAACAAAGAUAAGUAAGAUAUAUCUGACUGUGUAGAGUAGUAAAAAUGUAUUUAAUGGAGUAAGGUGUCUACCAGCAUGUCCUUCAAGUUCAGCAUCUAUCGCACACCUGUCUAAAUAUGGAUUUCAAGUUCAUUUUGGCCAGUAAUAAACCUCUGCCAUUUCCUGUUACCUAAAUAAUGCAUUCUAUUUUUGUGGGAUCAUGUUGGAUUUUCCAUUUUUAGUCAACUUUCUUGUGCUGUUACAAAAUAAAAUCAAACAGAGUCAAAGUAUAGGGAAAGGCUUAUUUAUUUUCAGUAUUCAUGUUCUGUCUGUCGCAGCCACCAUCAGAAUGAACUUGAGCUAUAUUCUGUUAUUACAGUAUUAUGUCUUCUGUCUGUAAUAUGGUUACAUUUAAAAUAAACACUCCCAAGUUCAUGAAAUACA